GGCUUCAAGCCAUCCUAUAAAUAUACCACUAACUUCACUCUCCUUUAACUUGUCCUAGAUAUCAACCACAGAACAAAAACCCUUUAAAAAUCUUCCAACACUCUUUUAAGUUUUAACUCAUGGCUUCCAUGAGAUAUCUGGCAAUCGGAAACUCCAUUUGUCCAGCCACAGUGGAGAUUUCAGAUAAGUCAGGUUGUGUAUUAGAUGGGUUUUCCUUUAGGAGUAGCAACUUUACUAGGAAGCGCAAUGUUCGAGACUUGAGGGUCAUGAGUGUUUUAACUCAUCGGUUGCCGGAAAUAGACGUUGCUCCUCCAUCAUCAAGGGAAAAACAAAGUGAUCAUGGCAACUGGAAUCAUGUUGCAUGGACAAGUGUGAGACAGGAAAGAUGGGAAGGAGAGCUGGCUGUAGAAGGAGAAAUACCAUUGUGGUUGAGUGGAACGUACCUAAGAAAUGGUCCAGGCUUGUGGCACAUAGGGGACUACAACUUCCGCCACCUAUUUGAUGGCUACGCCACUCUAGUCAAGCUCUACUUUGAAAACGGUCGAUUAAUCGCCGGCCAUCGCCAAAUUGAGUCAGAGGCCUAUAAGGCUGCAAAGAAGAACAAAAAAUUAUGUUACCGUGAAUUCUCUGAGGUUCCUAAACCUGACAAUUUCCUUUCCUAUGUUGGUGAGCUUGCAAAUUUAUUCUCAGGUGCAUCACUAACCGAUAAUGCAAACACUGGGGUUGUCAAACUCGGUGAUGGUCGUGUGGUUUGUCUAACGGAGACACAAAAAGGGUCAAUAGUCAUAGACCCGGACACAUUGGACACAUUGGGGAAAUUUGAGUACAGUGACACAUUAGGUGGUCUAAUUCACUCAGCACACCCUAUUGUGACUGACACAGAAUUCUUGACUUUGUUACCUGAUUUGGUGAUUCCGGGGUACUUGGUGGUGAGGAUGGAGCCGGGGACUAAUGAGCGGAAGGUGAUCGGGCGGGUGGAUUGCCGUGGCGGUCCGGCAGCAGGGUGGGUUCACUCUUUCCCGGUGACUGAGCACUAUGUUAUUGUGCCUGAGAUGCCACUAAGGUAUUGUGCCCGAAAUUUGCUCAAGGCCGAGCCCACUCCACUAUACAAGUUCGAAUGGCACCCUGAUUCUAAAGCGUUUAUGCAUGUCGUGUGUAAAGCUAGUGGCAAAAUUGUUGCUAGCGUGGAAGUGCCAUUAUAUGUAACAUUCCACUUCAUUAAUGCGUAUGAAGAUGAGGAUGAAGAUGGGAGGGUGACAGCGAUAAUUGCAGAUUGUUGUGAACACAAUGCUGAUGCAGCGAUUCUGGAGAAGCUCAGGUUGCAAAAUCUCCGAUCAUUCAACGGGGAAGAUGUCUUACCAGAUGCUAGGGUUGGACGGUUCAUUAUACCCUUUGAUGGGAGUUCACAUGGGAAAUUAGAGGCAGCGUUGGAUCCAAAUGAACAUGGGAGAGGCAUGGACAUGUGUAGCAUCAACCCAAAAUAUCUAGGCAAAAAAUACAGAUAUGCUUAUGCUUGCGGAGCCCAUCGCCCAUGCAACUUCCCCAACACCCUCACCAAGCUUGAUUUCUUUGGAAAGAAGGCUAAGAAUUGGUACGAGGAGGGUGCUGUGCCCUCUGAACCAUUCUUUGUGCCUAGGCCAGGGGCAACAGAGGAAGACGACGGUGUUGUAAUCUCAAUGAUUAGUCAGAAAAAUGGAGAGGGAUAUGCAUUAUUAUUGGAUGGAUCCAGCUUCAAAGAGAUUGCCAGAGCAAAAUUCCCAUAUGGUCUUCCAUACGGCUUGCACGGUUGUUGGGUUCCAAAGAAGUGAAAAUGGUUAAUUAAUUACAAGUAUCAUGCAUCCCUUACCCUUAGUCAUAAUAAAAAUGAUGCUCCCAUUCAAACUGAUCCAAAUGCAUCUCCAUGCUCAUGGAUAUGCAAUGUACACAGAUAUAAGUCUUGAUAUUAUAUUCAUAUAGUGAGUUUUUUUUUUUUUAGGCUGUAUGUUUAUAUAGUGGUUACUAGGUCAGUUGGUGUGCUUACAAUAGUAUUAAGAAGUGUGCAAGAUCAGGGCUUCUAUUUCUCAUGAUAUUUGUUUAUGUAAAUCUUAUUUUGUUUGUAGAAUGAAAUCUUACUUUGCGUUUCAAAAUUGUGUAAA
Molecule: messenger RNA, 2135 nt
Organism: Quercus robur (English oak)
Lineage: Eukaryota; Viridiplantae; Streptophyta; Magnoliopsida; Fagales; Fagaceae
Product: carotenoid cleavage dioxygenase 8 homolog B, chloroplastic
Exons: 6
Coding region: 120-1808 (562 amino acids)
Biological process (GO): carotene catabolic process
Cellular component (GO): chloroplast
Molecular function (GO): carotenoid dioxygenase activity
Source: RefSeq, a predicted model, not a curated record